AUGGCCCUGUCAUCUAUAUUUGGUGGCGCUGCGCCUUCUCAACAACAGGGUACUACUUCUAACCCCGCUGCUUCCAAGGUAAAAGAACAAUUGAAAGUUCAAAUAGCUCAAGAGCUAGCCGUUGCUAACGUUACUGAAUUGGUUAAUAAAAUCACUGAAAAUUGCUUUGAGAAGUGCUUAACUAGUCCAUACGCUAAUGCACAGGAAGGUUGUGUUGAUCAAUGCUUGGCGAAGUACAUGAGGAGCUGGAAUGUUAUUUCCAAAGCUUAUGUUGCAAGAAUCCAGCAGGCUUCUACCUCAGGUGAAAUAUAA
Molecule: messenger RNA, 312 nt
Organism: Lachancea fermentati
Lineage: Eukaryota; Fungi; Ascomycota; Saccharomycetes; Saccharomycetales; Saccharomycetaceae
Source: the annotation of a GenBank genome assembly